UUUUUCAAUAUUGUCCUAUCAUUUUAAAGCUUUCAUGUUUAGCAAUAGACGGUGACAGUUCCUUUUUUUUUUUUUUGUCGGAACAGUUACUUCAAAUCUAGAAAUCCAGAAACAUGAGCAAAAUGCAGGAUAAUUAAUUUAUCCAUUCAAAUCCAAGCCGAUUAAGAAAAAGAAAGAAAAGAAGGCAGGGGAAAGAUGGAGGUUGGUGGCGUAGCCGUGGGCGUGCAGAUGAAGAGCAUGGAAAGAAGAUGGGCAGUUGGUAAAAGAUGUGAUUAUGGAAAAUUGAAUUCAAGAAGAAGAAGAAAAUUGCCUGUUUACAUCUCCGCUAAUCCAUCUGACAUCAGCCCCCUGGAGCUUAGAGACCUCUACUCCACCUGCAAUCACUCGUGCCAUCGAUUUCCCAACCUCGACCAUAAUGGAAAAGUAUUAGAAGCUGUUGAUUUAAAUAAGCUUCGCGUUGCCCUCUCUCAUAGCUCUGUUCUCGUAUCUGUCUUUUGCAAUUUAGAGGACCUUGAACCCCAAGAAGAAGCUCUUUCUCUCAUGGGUCUGGGAGAUUUUCUGCGGAAAGUGACGCCUUUUCCUCUGCUCUCUCCUUCCAACUCCCAACUUGUCGGCUUUGGCCGUGCUGUUUCUGAUCUUGGAAUGACUGCUUCCAUACACGAUGUCAUGGUUAUUCCUUCAUUACGGGGAAUGGGAAUUGGAAAGAUAAUUGUUAACAAAAUCAUAAGAAUUCUUACAAACAGAGACAUUUAUGAUAUUGCUGCUCUUUGCUCUGCCAAUGAGAGGGUAUUCUUCAAAGCAUGUGGUUUUGGAGAUGAUGUAUUGGGUUCCACCACAAUGAUGUAUGCAAGGAGUGCUUCAACUUAUCCCGAAGAAGGUGACCAGAUGGUUAAACGUGCAGGUCGAAAACUUUUACUACUUCCGCCACUAAGAAAGCCCUAUGAACCGUCCAAGACUAUCAAGACCUAGAUGACGUAUUGUUGCAGAAGAAAUAGAAACGAAGGACUUCAAAUUUCAAUGAAAAUACAUUGCAGCUUUACUUGUUUGUCUGGUCUAUUGGCUUCGUUUGGAAUGAAAUCAAACUCAAUCUAUUUCUUA
Ricinus communis (castor bean) is the source of this 1098-nucleotide messenger RNA. RefSeq lists its product as uncharacterized. Gene Ontology annotation, biological process: UDP-N-acetylglucosamine biosynthetic process. Lineage: Eukaryota; Viridiplantae; Streptophyta; Magnoliopsida; Malpighiales; Euphorbiaceae. Gene Ontology annotation, cellular component: endoplasmic reticulum-Golgi intermediate compartment; Golgi apparatus; endoplasmic reticulum. Bases 196 to 969 code for a protein of 257 amino acids. Gene Ontology annotation, molecular function: monosaccharide binding; glucosamine 6-phosphate N-acetyltransferase activity. The record is from RefSeq and is a predicted model, not a curated record. The transcript is spliced from 4 exons.